Callorhinchus milii (elephant shark) is the source of this 1514-nucleotide messenger RNA. It is a transcript of the gene pdf, whose product is annotated as peptide deformylase, mitochondrial. The coding region runs from base 260 to 970 and encodes 236 amino acids. The record is from RefSeq and is a predicted model, not a curated record. Lineage: Eukaryota; Metazoa; Chordata; Chondrichthyes; Chimaeriformes; Callorhinchidae. Gene Ontology annotation, cellular component: mitochondrion. Gene Ontology annotation, biological process: N-terminal protein amino acid modification; peptidyl-methionine modification. Gene Ontology annotation, molecular function: peptide deformylase activity. The transcript is spliced from 3 exons.
UUCAGUUACUUUAUAAAUUAACCUCAUGGUGUAAUGCGCUCUGAAACAUUUCUAUUUUAGGUUAAAGUCGCAACUACAAGCCCAGAAUCCCUCACGCUCAUAUACGUCAUAUCCUGAAAGUCUGCCCGAGGCAUUUCCGCCGGCCCUGCGUUCCCCGUAUCUCCAGUCAGUGGGUGUGGUUCCGGCGCCCCCUGGUGUCGGUACGGCCUGGUGUGUCGGGGUCUGAGGUUUAAUACGACAUUUACAGUUGGUUGUGACAAUGCAGCUCCUUAUCUCAAGAUGCUUCAAUCAAAGAUUUUUUGCUACACCUAGCAAGACAGCCUCUCUGUUGUUAAGAUUUGGGUGUCUGCAACAAAGGCUCUAUAAUGAGAAGAGAAACUAUUGGCAAUACUUGAAACAAAAAAUUAUAAAGAAACCAUCACCACCCUACCAACAUGUUUGCCAAGUGGGAGACCCAAUCCUACGCUCCAAAGCUUCGCCUGUUAAUACCUCUGAACUCCAUAGCCCACAGAUGGCAAAACUGAUCAGAACUCUGGUGAUGGUCAUGCGGGAGAAGAAUUGCAUUGGUUUAAGUGCUCCACAGAUUGGUGUCCCCCUCCAGGUCAUAGCAAUGGAAUUCACAGAGCAGAUCUUUCAGACAAACCGUCCCAGUAUGAGGCAAAUAAAGGAAAUGAACCCAUUUUCGCUGAAGAUCUUUAUAAACCCCAGUGUUCGAGUUUUGGAUUCACGAACAGUCCAGUUCCCUGAGGGUUGUGAAAGUAUAUCUGGCUUCGCAGCCUGUGUGCCCCGCUACCAUGCUGUAGAAAUUAUGGGUUUGAACGAACAUGGACAGCCAAUCGUAUGGCAGACUUCAGGUUGGACAGCUCGCAUUGUCCAACAUGAAAUGGACCAUUUAAAUGGCAUACUUUACAUCGAUAAAAUGGAUAGUAAAACAUUCCUGAACAUUAACUGGAUUGUAUUGAACGAAUAAAACUACUCCAUAGAAAAGUCUUGAUCAAUGUGUGUGAAGAGGCCAAAAGGUGGAGGGGGCAACAACAUUGUGACAUCUCAUUUCCAACCUCCAGCUAACAAAGACAUUCAACUAAAUAAUCUUAUGAGAAAAUUGAAUGGAAAGAAAAUCUAGUCACCGUUCACAUCUACACUGAUUGCCUUUGUUGCACUGACACCUUGAACUGCAAAUCUACCAUACUCACUGUGGUUAUCUAUGCUGUAAUUCCCUUCCUCACAUUUGGUCUGCCCAAGAUUGCUUUUCUUCACCUCUUCUACAAGGCCCGCCACUGUUCCUAUCUUGAAGCAGAUGCUACUGAAACCUUAAUUCACACUUUUAUCUCCUGCCUAGUCUUUUCUUAUCCAUUAUUUAUGAUCUCCCUAGAUCCUUGCUAAAAACUCCAGCUAAUCCAUAACUCUGCCACCCACAUCCUUACCUAUUCCAAAUCUUGGGAUACCCAUCACCUCAGCUUCCCCAGGCACCACUGGUUUCUUGACUCCCAAUUUACUCUCACCUAUAAAUCCUC